Messenger RNA from Juglans regia (Persian walnut), 2356 nucleotides. Its product is annotated as probable E3 ubiquitin-protein ligase RHB1A. The record is from RefSeq and is a predicted model, not a curated record. The transcript is spliced from 4 exons. NCBI's taxonomy places the organism in Eukaryota, Viridiplantae, Streptophyta, Magnoliopsida, Fagales, Juglandaceae. Bases 1138 to 1782 code for a protein of 214 amino acids. Gene Ontology annotation, molecular function: ubiquitin-protein transferase activity.
UUCAUGGGUUUUUCUCUUUUGGGAAGUCUGAUAAGAGUUGUAAUUCUGCAUUCAUUGCACUUGUUCCCAAAAAGGUUGGUGUAAUGGAGGUGAAGGAUUUCCGUCCUAUUAAUCUUGUUAGUGGUAUGUACAAGAUAAUUUCAAAAUUUCUUGCUAAUAGGAUGAGCUUAGUCAUGGAUAGAAUCAUAUCUAAGUCCCAAAAUGCAUUUGUAAGGGGAAGACAAAUAUUGGAUUUAGUCCUUAUCACUAACGGAUGCUUGGACAACAGGAUUAAGUUAGGAGAUCUGGGUAUUUUGUGUAAAUUAGACAUAGAGAAGGCGUAUGAUCAUAUUAAUUGGGAAUUCCUAUUUUACUUGUUGAGGAGAUGUGGUUUUGGGGAGAGAUGGAGGUUGUGGAUUAGGCAUUGUGUGUCAACAGUUCAAUUCUCGGUUCUGGUGAAUAGUGACCCCAUGGGAUUCUUCAACAAUUCACGGGGGUUUGCGACAAGGCUAUCUAUUUUCACCCCUUUUAUUUGUUAUUGUCAUGGAGGCUCUUAGUAGAAUGUUGUCGGCUUCCGUUGAGGGUGGUUUUUUCUCAGGUUACUCAGUGGGGGAUACUAACCAUGGCUCUACCAUUAUUUCCCAUCUUUUGUUUGCAGAUGAUACGCUAUUAUUUUGUGAGGCAGACCAAGGUCAUAUCUAAUCUUUGAGGGCUAUCUUACUUUGCUUUGAAGUUGUCUCCAGUUGGUGAGAGAUGGAGGUUGUGGAUUAGGCAUUGUGUGCCAACAGUUCGAUUCUCGGUUUUGGUGAAUGGUGAACCCGUGGGAUUCUUCAACAGUUCGUGAGAAUUGCGACAAGACGAUCCAUUAUCACCUCUCUUAUUUGUUAUUGUCAUGGAGGCUCUUAGUAUAAUGUUGUCGACUUCAGUUGAGGGUGGUUUUUUCUCUGGUUACUAGAUUGGGGAUACUAACCAUGACUCUACCAUUAUUUUACAUCUUUUGUUUGCAGAUGAUACGCUGUUAUUUUGUGAGGCAAACCAAGGUCAUAUCCAAUCUUUGAGGGCUAUCUUACUUUGCUUUGAAGUUGUCUCCAGUUGUUGAGAGAUGGAGGUUGUGGAUUAGGCCAUUGUGUGCCAAUAGUCAAUUCUCGGUUUUGGUGAAUGGUGACCCUGUGGGAUUCUUCAAUAGUUCAUGGGAGUUGCAACAAGAUGAUCCAUUAUCACCUCUCUUAUUUGUUAUUGUCAUGGAGGCUCUUAGUAGAAUGUUGUCGACUUCAGUUGAGUGUGGUUUUUUCUCAGUGUCCACCGGCUUUGGAAGAGCAUGAAUCCCUGACAUCUCAUGCAGCCUCUACACUGAUAGAUGGAUUCCUGGUUGAUUUGGGUCUAGACGCAUCAACCCCUGACACUUAUCGACCGCCUCCUGCACCUUUGCCAUAUGAUUUGAUCUUGGGAUGUUCACGAUCUACAGAUUCUGACUCUGCUGGAGAAACAAUUAUCGGCAGUAGCUUUGGAACUUUGACUACAUGUGAAGAUCUUGAGGAAUCAGACUGUAAAGCUCAAGCCAAUUCUUUGAAUGUCUCGCCAAGAAAAGUAGAAGUUCCAAAUUUGAAUGAACUUAAUAUAUCUGUAGCAGAGGAAGAGGAUGAUUGUCCUAUUUGCCUUGAAGAGUAUGAUUCUGAGAAUCCAAAUACUAUAACGAGAUGUGAACACCACUUUCACCUGUCAUGCAUUCUUGAAUGGAUGGAAAGAAGUAAUGCCUGCCCUAUAUGUGAUCAGGAAAUGACUUUUGAUAAUACCUGUACUUAGUUUCUCUCAUUCUCUUUCAUGAUGGAAGCUUCUUUACCAUUUGCAACCAAAGGUUCCCAGCUCAGUGGCUAUAGAUGCGUAGCAAUCAUUUGUUUCAUAGCUGGUCAUUCAGUUAUGGCCCACAGAUUUAUUUCUAGUUUGGUGGCUGAGUUUUUCCAAUUCCAUUGUUCCUGUGGUAUAAUUGGAUCAAAGAAAUGAAGUUAUUAUACAUUCACACCAGUGAAAAUAGUGCAUUGGUCAUUCAUCUCUUCCUCAGUGCAUAAACGUGGAUUGUCAGUUGUCAGAUUUGCAGGAUAAUAGGAAUUUAGAUUUGAACAAGGCUCCUUUAGGCAAAAUCACUGCUGUGUGGCUUAUUAAUUUGCAAGAUUUCUCUUUAUUGUACAGAUCAUACUGCCUAUCAUUGUUGUGUACAUAGAUCUGUUUUCACCUAUUGGACUGGUCUUGUUAAGUCUUUUCAUUUUCAUUUUGGAUGAGUUUCAAUUGGUGACUGAUUGGAAGUGUAUGGAAUGACCAAUUAGAUCUGUACCCUUGUGUUCAAGUUUAUCCACUAUUUGCAGCUUUAGCUUCCAAAACA